Messenger RNA from Prosopis cineraria, 2279 nucleotides. RefSeq names its product dihydroorotase, mitochondrial-like. The record is from RefSeq and is a predicted model, not a curated record. Gene Ontology annotation, cellular component: cytoplasm; chloroplast. The transcript is spliced from 9 exons. Gene Ontology annotation, biological process: 'de novo' pyrimidine nucleobase biosynthetic process; pyrimidine nucleotide biosynthetic process. Gene Ontology annotation, molecular function: dihydroorotase activity. Lineage: Eukaryota; Viridiplantae; Streptophyta; Magnoliopsida; Fabales; Fabaceae. The coding region runs from base 736 to 1869 and encodes 377 amino acids.
UUUCGAUCAAAACGCCGUCAGUUCUCUGUGUCCAAUCUCAGCCGUUGAUUCCGUUUAAUCAUAGUUUUCAAUUUCUCAUCUUCUCCUUCGACGUCUGAAACCCAACGGCUCUGUGCGCCGCGUCCGCAACUGGUUUUCAUCGUUGAAACUCAGCCCUGUCUGCUGCCGUGCCCUUCCUAGGUUUCGUGCUUUUCUUUUCGUUUCUUGUUGGUGGAAGGUCGUCUGGAGACUCUGAAAGUAUAAUUUGGUUUUCAUAAAUUAAAUUUCUUAUCUUGCACGAAUGUUUAAAUGGAAUUGGAUUUUCUUUUUCAAGAGCUAGGCUUUGCAACAAUUGGAGCUGAUACUGCCGUGCCCUGUGGGAGUCUUUUUAGACCUUCUGUUUUUUUUUUUUUUAUCAACGAUGAGAUUCUAUCAGUCUGGGUUUUCAUUUUGAAGUAAACUGAUUGAUGAUUGAUGCAAUGGAGCUAUGAGAGCCACGGUGAUCGAUUGAUUUGAGGGUGUUCGAUAAAAUCCCUGGACAACACUCUAUGCCAAAGUGAACUCCUGGUUAUAAAAAAAGCUGUCUUUCUAUAGCCACCAUUCUCAUUGAAGUGCUGAGCCAUUCCAUUCAGGCCCUUUGCAUAAUGAAUUAUUGUUCAGGCCAUUGAUUAGUGGUGUUUCCAAUAACAAUUGGCAAUCACAUCUAGAUAGUUCUGCGAGUUUUGAAGUGCUUGUGAUGGCUUUGUUGCAUUAAGAAUGAUGAAGACUUUGUUCCUUCCUUACCAAGUAUUAAACUUUUCAUCUAAAAAAUUUGAAGUGCAUCAGCGCCUGCAUUCUAAAGUACCGAAGAUGGAGCUUACUAUUACGCAACCUGAUGACUGGCAUCUUCACCUUCGUGAUGGUGACCUUCUCAAAGCUGUAAUCUCUUCCAGUGCAAAGCAUUUUGGAAGGGCGAUAGUUAUGCCAAAUUUAAGGCCACCCAUUACUAGCGCAGCUGCUGCCUUGGCUUAUCAAGAGUCCAUCUUUAAAGCACUGCCUAGAGACAGCAACUUCACUCCCCUGAUGACCCUUUACCUAACAGACAUGACAGGCCCUGAUGAGAUUAAAGUUGCUAAAAGAAGUGGUGUUGUUUAUGGUGUGAAAUUGUAUCCUGCUGGUGCCACCACAAACUCUCAAGAUGGUGUUACAGAUCUUCUUGGAAAAUGUCUUCCUGUUCUAGAGGAGAUGGUUCGGCAGAAUAUACCAUUAUUGGUUCAUGGGGAAGUCACAGAUCCAAGUGUUGAUAUUUUUGAUAGGGAAAAGGUCUUUAUUGAAACAAUUUUAGAGCCUUUACUUCAAAGGCUUCCACAGCUGAAGGUGGUGAUGGAGCAUAUCACUACCAUGGAUGCUGUUAAAUUUGUAGAAUCUUGCAAGGAAGGUUAUGUGGCUGCAACUGUUACACCACAGCAUCUUCUUCUGAACCGCAAUGCUCUGUUCCACGGUGGCUUGCAGCCCCACAAUUACUGUCUUCCAGUGCUCAAAAGAGAAAUUCACAGACAGGCUAUUGUCUCUGCUGUUACCAGUGGAAGUAAAAGGUUUUUCCUUGGAACCGAUAGCGCUCCUCAUGAAAGACAUAAAAAAGAAUGUCCUUGUGGAUGUGCUGGCAUAUACAACUCCCCUGUUGCUCUAUCACUCUAUGCAAGCGUCUUUGAAGAGGCUGGUGCGCUCGACAAGCUGGAGGCCUUCACAAGCUUUAAUGGACCAGACUUCUAUGGCCUUCCAAGAAACAGCUCAAAGAUUAAACUGAGGAAGGCUCAAUGGAGGGUGCCCGAGUCUUUUUCCUUUCCGUUUGGAGACAUUGUCCCCAUGUUCGCCGGCAAAACGCUUGAAUGGGAGGCAAUCCUUGUGUGAUUGAUCCAUGUGUCUUCUAUUAAUAGCCCAUCGUCUUUAUGCAGACUUUCUGAGAAUAAAGGAAGUUCAUUUAAUACAACGAGACAUCCAUGAAGUUUCAUGGAAGUGUCCCAUCCAACAUUAUUUUAUAUUUUUGGCAAUGACUGCAAUAUUCCCAGUCAUUCUACAAGUAAAACUUAUUUUAUAUUUUUGGUGAAAGGUUGUAAUAUCAUAAUCGAAAGAUAUGUUGUGUUCCCAAACUAAAAGAAUCAUGAGCUUAUAUGGAAAAGCGUAGAAAUAUUCUGCCUUCCUCCCCACUUUUGAAAUUCUAAUUCAGCAUAUCGUCAUAAUUUUUCUCGACCCCUUUGGGUUUUGAUAGUUUCAUGAUGUAUAACUUUACUAUCUGACAGUUGAAUGAACAAAUUGUUCUG